AUGCUGAUGUCAGAGUACACGAAGGUGAAAGAAGCAAAGGUGGACGUGACGGACUACAUCCUGGAAGUGGUGGUGACGCGCGCGGCCAAGGCGGCGGGCCAGGAGAAAGACUGGGACCGCCUCGUGGACAUUCUUAAUCCAACGUCCUCGAACGACCACGGCCUUCCGAUCGUCGCGCUCGACGACCGGGCGGCCCUGCAGAAGAGACUCUUGCUGGAGUAUGUCUUGGGCUUCGCCAAGGUGGAGCCGGACAAGACGAAACCGACGGAAUGCACGAAGGUGGCGGACGCCAUGGCUGGCAUGGGGGCCCUGCUCUCCAAAGUGCCUGUGGCUACGGAGGUCGGGGAGAACCCUUUCAUCCUGGACGCUGCCUUCAAGGACGACCUCGAGAAGUUCACCCUGCUGCUGCGCGCCCCCGCCCUCGAGGACGGCGAGUUGUUGACGCGGGCUGAGGUGGCGCGGGACGGGCUAGUUGCGAACAAACAGGGUGCCUUCUACAAGGCGGUCACCUUGUACAGUACUGGCAUGGCCGCGCGAGUCGAGGCGGAGAAGGUUUUCGAGCGCAGGCACGCCGACAAGGCGAACAGCGUGAUCUUGCAAGAGUUGGUUGCGAAGGUCGAUGCUUUGGCAACGGCGGCCGCCAACGUCGCCAGUUUCACGGUGGUGACGAAGGUGAAUGGCCAGUCAACCCCAUCGGGCGUGAAGCUGCCGCAUCAUUCGGACAUCGCGGACGCAUACAAGAAGUUCACGGGCAUCACGUCUACUUGCUCCUCGGUUUUCACCAAGGUCUCGAAGGGCGACCUUGCCCGGGUCGAACAGUUGCUCGGCAGGUUCGUCGUUUCGGCAAGGGAAGCGUCCAAGGCCGUCAGGGAUAGCCGGGCCGCGGCGGCGGCGAAAGUCGCCACCCCGAUCUUCAACAAUGCUUUUGGCGAGGAGGGAGACGUGACCCGAGUGGAGGAGGCCAUCGGCGGCCUGACGUGCGUCCCAGCGAAGGACAUGGCUUUCCUGGCAGGCAUUGGCGGCACCGAGGCCGCCAAGGCGUACGAGGAGGACGUGGCUAAGUUCGAUGCGGCCGCAGCUGACUUGAAGGCGGGCGUCCCCUGGCUGCAGAACCUCUCCCAGAACAACGUUGACAUCUUGGACGGCAAAGGGAAGAAGUUCCUCGCCGCCUUGACGCUCCUUGCCGAGUGGCUUGCUGGGGCGACGGAGUUCAAUGCCUUCCAGCAAGCAGUGGUGGCUAAAGUUGUCGAGGGGGUGCGCGCCCGUCUCACCAGCGGCCUCUCGACGAUUUCUGGCUUCGUUACGGCGAUGUCGAAGAGUGUGGAGGACGUAGACGUCGCCUCGAUCACCACGUCGCUCGUCGACGCGGCGGUGCCGAAAGCUUUGGUGAAGGCGGCCAGCGACGAGGACGCGCAGGAUUCGGACCAGCUCGGCAAGGUGGCAGCCUUUGCAGUCCAGUGCGCCUCCUUCGCCGGCAUGUCCGCAGACAUUACGGUGGGCGACGGGGCAGUGGCAUUCCCCGUUUGCUGCGCCAGCCCCCAGCUUUACAAGGCAUGCCGCGCGGCGCGGACCUUCCACCAGGGCCUCCUGACGGCGGGCUUCUCCCAGCUAGCUCCCCUUCGGAACGCCUUGGCGGCCAUUCACGCAGCCUCAGAGGUCCUGCGCGCCGACGUCGUCCCGCAGUUCGGCGGUUUGGCGGCGCACGUCGGCAAGGUGCAGGGACACGUCGAGACGGCGUGCCGCGGGGCGCUGGAGACCUGGCUGGCUAAGCAGGCGGAGUCUUGCAGGGAGGCGGUGGACCGCGUGAGUAAGGCGCUGGAGGACCCAGACUGCCAGGCCUUGGUGAAGCGUUUGGGGGCCGCAGAGAUUGACGUAUCCGAGGUGAAGAAGGCCCUCGAGCACGAGUGCGUCACCAACCUCCACGAGGCUAUGAAGCAGGUGCGGGUGCUCGAGAAGGAAGCCGACUUCUCCUACGUUGCUGGCUGGCUCAACACAUACAAGAUGUUCGACGGCAUCCUUCUGCAGCGCACGCAGGAGGAAGUCGCGGACGCUUUCAAGGAGGAGUCCCCGCAGCUGAAGGCGGCGGGAUCUGUUCUGGCGGACUUCACGCUUGCGCAGAGCACGGUGCGGCCGCUAGGCCCCGGGGAAGUCCGCCACGACCUGGUUCAGAGGAUCCUGGGCGGCUUGAAGAAGCGCAAGUGGCACGCCAUCAGCCCAUCCUUGCAGGAGCGGCUCGAGUCGGCGAGCAAGAAGGCCAAGAAGGGCGCCGCCGGCGAGGCAGCGUCCGCGGCUGCGCCCUCGGUCGCGGCCGCCCCCGCGGCCGCGGCCCCCCCGGCGGCUGCAAAACCUAAAAAGGGGGCUGACAAGAAACACAACCCAUGA
Messenger RNA from Prorocentrum cordatum, 2382 nucleotides. Lineage: Eukaryota; Dinophyceae; Prorocentrales; Prorocentraceae. The record is from the annotation of a GenBank genome assembly.